CAUCAACGUUCACGCGCAUCAGUGCAAAAAACAGGAGCUAACAACAUGGCGGACGUACUAGAUCUUCAUGAAGCGGGAGGCGAGGACUUUGCUAUGGAUGAGGAUGACAGCAUCCACAAGUUAAAAGAGAAGGCAAAGAGGAGAAAGGGACGAGGUUUUGGUUCCGAGGAGGGAGCGAGGUCCAGAGUGAGAGAGGACUAUGAUACAGUGGAGCAGGAUGGAGAUGAGCCAGGUCCUCAGAGAUCUGUGGAGGGUUGGAUCCUUUUUGUGACUGGGGUACAUGAAGAGGCAACUGAGGAGGACAUCCACGACAAGUUUGCAGAGUUUGGAGAGAUCAAGAACCUACAUCUGAACCUGGACCGAAGAACAGGUUACCUCAAGGGUUAUGCGCUGGUGGAGUAUGAGACAUACAAAGAAGCCCAGGCAGCCAUGGAAGGGUUGAAUGGCCAGGACAUGAUGGGCCAGCCUAUCAGUGUGGACUGGGGCUUUGUCAGAGGACCACCCAAGAGCAAGAGGAGGAGUGGUGGACGGAGACGCAGCAGGAGUCCAGACAGGAGACGACGUUGAUUCCCCACAUCUGCUCUUGAAAGGGUUAUUUUUAGCACCAAAUACACUGAUCAGUGAAACUUUUUUUGCAUCAACAACAAACUGUUUUAAAGUAGUGGUAUUCUUAUGGAUCCCUCUAUUCUGUUUCAAGGUUUAAUUUGGUUAUGUUCUGGGCCAUGUUUCCCAAACGCAUAUUAAGGCUAAGUUCAUUGUUAAAAUCAUAGGAUCCUUGGUUUUCAUGAUGAACUUAGCCUUAAGAUGCUUUUGGAAAUCUGGGCAUUUGUGUGGCCUUUUUUGAAUGUAUUACAUGGGAAUAAAACAUUUAAGUGAA
This is a messenger RNA of Oncorhynchus nerka (sockeye salmon), 877 nucleotides long. Its product is annotated as RNA-binding protein 8A-like. Gene Ontology annotation, biological process: RNA splicing. The transcript has 6 exons. Gene Ontology annotation, molecular function: mRNA binding. Lineage: Eukaryota; Metazoa; Chordata; Actinopteri; Salmoniformes; Salmonidae. The coding region runs from base 46 to 567 and encodes 173 amino acids. Gene Ontology annotation, cellular component: cytoplasm; exon-exon junction complex; nucleus. The record is from RefSeq and is a predicted model, not a curated record.